This is a messenger RNA of Hyalella azteca, 2332 nucleotides long. Its product is annotated as pre-piRNA 3'-exonuclease trimmer. Gene Ontology annotation, cellular component: cytoplasm. The record is from RefSeq and is a predicted model, not a curated record. Lineage: Eukaryota; Metazoa; Arthropoda; Malacostraca; Amphipoda; Hyalellidae. The transcript is spliced from 12 exons. Gene Ontology annotation, molecular function: RNA binding; 3'-5'-RNA exonuclease activity. The coding region runs from base 37 to 2091 and encodes 684 amino acids.
AUUAUUUUAUAAUUUAUAAUAUAAUUAUAAAUUGCCAUGGUUGACGUAACUAAAGAAAAUUUCGCCGCGCUGCUGCCCCACAUCGAGGCUGACCUCAGGUCUGCGCUCUUCGUGGCCAUCGACACAGAGUUCACCAGCCUGCUCACCAACACGCGAUACUCCAACGAAUGGUUCGACUCUGGCUCAGACCGCUACCGGAAAUUAAGGAACAACUUAACGAACGUCGCCAUCUGCCAGCUGGGUCUCGCCAUCUGUAAGCCGUCAGCAAGAAGCAAUGAAUAUGAGUGCCGCGUGUACAACAUCUUCCUACAGCCCCCACACUUCCUGGACCACGACGUCCUUAUGCUCUGCCAGGCCUCCUCCUUAUCCUUCCUCGCCGCCCACGAGUUCGACUUCAACAAGGUGCGUCUGUUGUCUUGGUAUCAACAAGAAAAUUUCGCCGCGCUGCUGCCCCACAUCGAGGCUGACCUCAGGUCUGCGCUCUUCGUGGCCAUCGACACAGAGUUCACCAGCCUGCUCACCAACACGCGAUACUCCAACGAGUUAGUGCUGCGUGUUAGUGCUGCGUGUAAAGACUCCGAGCCGCAUGACCGUGGGGUUGGACACGAGGGGGCGCCGCUCCCCGAGCACCAGGACCGGACUCUGGCCCCGUCCCUGCUGGCUGCGCUGCACAACACCACGCCUGACCUGCACGCUCAGCUGCGACACCAACGGAUCAUCGUGAGGAAAGUGACAGCAGAAGAGAGAACCCAGCUGGCUGACCGCAUCAGCCAUGACUGGCAGGAGCUGACGGACGAUACCCUGCAGUGGCUGACAGGCUGCAGCCAUAUCAUGUGGCUGAUGGCUAGCCUGCGCCUGCCUGUUGUGGUGCAUAACGGCAUCAUCGACAUCAUGCUCAUCUACCAACAGUUCUUCGGGCCCCUGCCUGCCACGCUGCCGGCGUUCAAGAAGGCUUUUCACUCAGAACUUCCCUGCGUUUUUGACACAAAACUAAUGGCCUACCAACUUAAGCGCAUCUAUAAGGAGGAAGUACCUGUUUCAGAGUGUCUGUCGAACACGACGCUGGCGCCGCUGACGGCAGCGCUGCAGGAGCAGCUGCCGGUGCUGUUCAAGCCCAACCUCAGCAUCACGCAGCCCUACAACAAGUACAGCGGCGGAGAGCGACCACACGAAGCAGGCUACGACGCUUACCUGACGGCGGCCUGCUGCCUGCACCUGGCGCACCUGCACUUCACCUACGACCUGCCUCAGCGUAGUCUGUGCCGGGCGAUGGACGCGCGAGAACUUCUCUGCCAACUUAAGAACUUUGCAAACAAAAUUAACAUCUCAAGAGCGGCAGUGUUCUAUGUGAACCUGACGGGAAAAGACCGCACUGCUCCCCGCCCGCCAUGGCUCAUCGUUGAGAACACAAAUCGCUUCUUCAGUUUCCGUGGCUCGGAAAAUAACGUUGACGUUAACGACAACAUCGCAGCUCGGGAAAUUAAAACUCACUCGUCCUCUAGCAUGCCGGUAUAUUUUGACCCGCAGGUUUUACACGCCAGAGAACCACAAACCGGUGUCAGUAAUGAGCAACCCCACCCAUCUACUCGCAGCAUCUGGACCAUUGAUAACAACGGGUUCGUGAUCAAGCAGCCUGACACAUCUUAUCUAAGUCAACACUGCAAUACAAAUGAGAAGCGAAGUAAUAAUUUAACUGCUGACUCCAACUCAAACGUACAAAAGGAACCGAAACUCCCGUUCGUCUCUGCCAAUUCUAAAGACUUUUCAGGCGGGCUCGUCUGCCACGCACAGAACGUAAAACCGCUGGAGAAAUUCAGUCCUGAGACAGUUUCGCUUCUGCUGUCCCGGUUUGGUUCGGUGGACGUUCGGUCGUGGCGCAGGAACAAGCUGCUGGUGGCUGUAGCUUCGUACGACACACACGACCAAAUCCUGACGUCCUUCAGAGCACCCGGGCUGAGGGUGUAUCCCUACAGCGCCCUCAAGCACUCAGCCCUCGUCAGGGGCGUCUUGUGGACUGGACUGUUGGCGUCGGGGGGAUUGGGCGCCUUCCUGUUGUACAGCGCCGUUACUGAGAGCGGCACACGACGAUAAUAUUGUAUAUAAUAUAAUGAUAUAUUAUUUCCUUGAUAACAUGUACAGUAAGAAUAUCCAAUUCUGUGAUACCUGCAAGGAAAAACAUCCCACUCUUUUUUCUUAACUGUAGUCGGCAAUCUUAUAUUGUGAUACGAAGUUCUAGUUCGUCAGAAGCCGGAAUAAUUUAAUAGACUAAUAGUUCUGAGAUAUAGUUUGCCAGAAGCCAGAUUAAUCUUGAUUUAUGUUGGCCAGAACUUUA